AUGUCCGCAUUAAAUCAACGCUUGUUCCAAUUAGCACAUGCUAAUAGACAUCCAGAUGAUCGUUUUGAUUAUAUCGUAAAAUAUUAUUUUCUACGUGCCUCAACACUUCACCAAGCACAUGUCUACGUUACACUCUAUAGCUAUCGAAUAUCACCAGAAUUUUAUGAAGAUGGUGAUGAAGUGAAGGAUAUUGUACAUCCACCAUAUGUGAUAGAACAUGAACAAAAUCGCAAAGUCGAAGAAUAUGAACAGAUGAAUGAAGGAUGUUCAUAUGGUGAACAUUAUUGGCAUUCGAUUAAGGAAAUUGAUACAAAUAAAUAUGAUGGUGGAAUCAUUGAGGUAAAUGCUGGAAGUCAGUUAUUCAAAUUAUCAAUUCAAUUUAAAUAUCCUUGUAUUCAUUUACAACAACAAGAACAACUACGAACAGAAAAUGAUCCUUAUUCUUAUCCUUAUAAAUAUAAUAUGUAUCAAUAUGAACAAAAUAAGUAUAUUUAUCAAUUAAGAGCAACGAACAAAGACGAUGUAUUACAAUAUUUAUGGCAACAUUUAGAACAAUUCAAUUUGGCUUUGGAAAUUUUAUUAAAUCAGUUCAACAGAUCAUCUUUAGAUGAUAUAAAGACAUGGGACGAACUUACUCUACUAUGUGAACAAACGGUGAAAUGUAUUAUCGAUAAUGAAAGUGAAAUACAACAUGAAAAGAUAAUAUUUAGUUUAGACACAAUCACUGAACAAAUUAUAACGCAUAAUUGUGAAAUGUAACUAACUCAAUGAUAGAAGACCUGAUCUAAAAACUUUUAAUAUAUUCUAUCGAGAACGACAGUUGCAGUUUUUUUUUUCAGCUGUUUCAAUUCUUUUUUUUUACAAAUAUAUUGAGUCGUGUGAUUUACCACGAUUAAUAUCAGAUAUAGCAUUGUAUCGGUCUAUAGUACUAUGCGGGUUUGAAAUUUGGAACCCACACCUGAUCCGAGAGAUUAAAUUCGUUUAUUUUCUAAAGAUAUAUCAGUUUAGUUCAAUGUUAACCAUAAAAAAAUCUGUUAGCGCAAUCCCUUGCGGGAUUAAAAAUGUGAAACACGAUGUAGCUGCUAUAGCCAAUGUUCUAAAAGCUGCUGUUUUUUAUGCAUAUUGGCGUACAUUUCUUCAUCAUGCCUUACCUUACAUUACAGGGCUUGAACAGGAUAAUACUACAUAUAUGCUCCAAUCAUAUAUUAGCUAUGCAUUAUCUCUGAUAUUUCAUUGAAGCUUUCCAUCACAGUCUAUGAUGACUCUUGAAGCUCAUCUAUUAGAGUCUAUGAUAGGUUCAAAGCCCUGUCAAUCACGGUCUGUGAUGGGUCUAGAGCUUGUCUGUUACAGUCUGUGAUAGGUUCAAAGCCCUGUCUGUCACGGUCUGUGAUGGGUCUAGAGCCUUUCUGUCACGGUCUGUGAUGGGUCUAGAGCAGUGGCGUAGCCAGGAUUUUGGGCUAGGGGGGG
Molecule: messenger RNA, 1467 nt
Organism: Rotaria sordida
Lineage: Eukaryota; Metazoa; Rotifera; Eurotatoria; Philodinida; Philodinidae
Source: the annotation of a GenBank genome assembly